Messenger RNA from Tremella mesenterica DSM 1558, 1481 nucleotides. RefSeq lists its product as uncharacterized. The record is from RefSeq and is a predicted model, not a curated record. Bases 256 to 1425 code for a protein of 389 amino acids. Gene Ontology annotation, biological process: fatty acid beta-oxidation. Gene Ontology annotation, molecular function: acetyl-CoA C-acetyltransferase activity. The transcript is spliced from 6 exons. NCBI's taxonomy places the organism in Eukaryota, Fungi, Basidiomycota, Tremellomycetes, Tremellales, Tremellaceae.
CACCUUUCUCGUUCAUAGUCCACCCAUUCACAAAGGUGCUCAGAGCGACCUGAACGCAGCCUUUUAGAGUACCUUAGCCCGCAAUCACAAAGCCAGGCCCAUUCGCCACGUGGUACCGGGCGAGCGCUCGAACGGACCUCGCACGAAAUCGUCUUCAAGGAUCGUACGACCCCGAUGUCCCCACAUUCCACUUUCCUCACAAACUUUUCUCACUCCAUACGUACACCUAGAGGUCCUCAUAUACACCUAAGAACCAUGUCCCAUAAAGUCUACAUCGUCUCUGGCUCUCGUACGCCUAUUGGAAGUCUUAACGGCUCACUAUCUUCCCUCACCGCACCUCAAUUGGGCAUCGUGGCCGUCAAAGAUGCUUUGAAAAAGGCCGGCGUGACACCUGAGAAAGUGGGAGAGGUUUAUAUGGGUAAUGUGGUACAGGCAGGAGUGGGGCAGAGUCCUGCUAGACAAGUAGGAAUUGGAGCUGGUAUACCCGAGAGCACGGACGCUACCACCAUAAAUAAAGUGUGUGCAUCAGGAAUGAAAGCCAUCAUGUUGGCCGCGCAGAACAUACAGUUGGGCGUUACGGACAUCAUGGUUGCUGGCGGUAUGGAGAGUAUGUCGAAUGCUCCUUUCCUAGUGCCUCGAAAGAAUCCCGCAUUCGGAACCCUCCAAGCUAAAGACUCACUCGAGGUCGACGGUCUGUGGGACGUAUACAAUCAGUUCCUCAUGGGUAACUGUGCCGAACACACAGCUUCGAAACAUUCCGUCUCCAGGGAAGAACAAGAUGAUCAUUGUCUUUCCACCUACACACGGGCCGAAGAGGCCUGGGCAGCAGGCGCAUACGAUGCAGAGAUAGCACCUGUCACUAUCAAGGGUAAAAAAGGUGACACUGUGGUCAAGGAGGACGAGGAAUACAAAAAGCUGAUCAGGGAGAAAUUCAGAUCUCUGAAAGGAGCUUUUAAGAAAGAGAAUGGGACUGUCACUCCUGCGAACAGCAGUUCGUUGAACGAUGGAGCUAGUGCCGUGGUGUUGGCUAGUGAUGAGGCUGUGGAGAAGGAGGGUUUGAAACCUAUGGCUAGGAUUUUGGGCUACGCCGAUGCCGCUUGUGCACCGAUCGACUUCCCUACCGCUCCUACUCUUGCAGUUCCUAAAGCUCUCAAAGCGGCCGGUCUAAGUAAAGACGACAUCGACCUGUGGGAAUUCAACGAAGCGUUCUCAGUCGUCGUUUGUGCUGCCGAAAAGGUUUUGGGUUUGGACAGAUCCAAGGUCAAUGUCAGGGGUGGUGCUGUGGCUUUGGGUCAUCCUAUCGGAUCUUCUGGAAGUAGAAUCGUCGUCACACUUAUUCACGCCCUCAAACCUGGUCAGAAAGGUUGUGCGGCCAUUUGCAAUGGUGGAGGAGCGGCGAGUGCCAUUGUGGUUGAACGUUUGUAGGGUGUCAUGAUCGAAUGAAGAGAUCGAGAGCAUGCAUUGUGCAUAUGACCACCUCG